AAUGAAUAAGGAAAAACCGUAAGAAAGAAGAAAACACCACCAGAAUUCUCAACUUUCACUUUGUCCCAGAGAAAAGAGCAAAGGAGAAAAGAGGGAAAAACGUAACGAAAAAGGAAGAACACGCACGAGAAUUCUCAACUUUCUCUAUAGAUAUAGGAGAAUAGGUGUUCUCUUUUCUUUGCAGAAGACUGUUCAAAACCUUUCUCUGCCAUCAAUCCAGUACUCCUAAAUGAAUGCAAAUUCAAAUGCUGUACUAACUGCACCAUUAUCACUGGAGGGAGAUAAUUCUGAUGGACCUCCCAAUAUGCUUCAACGCAUUUUCCGUCUGUUGAGUAGUGUCCAUUCAGGAUCUGAUCUCAUUCGCCUUCAGCUACCACCGCUCUUCAACCUUCCAAAGUCACAGCUUCAAUGCUAUGGAGAAUCAGUGUACUGCACUAAAACGGAUAUGCUAAGUAAGUGCAACAAUGGAGAAACUCCUCUUGACAGAUUCAUAUCCGUUAUUGCUUGGUCCAUAUCCACCACACGUCCUUUGAUUUUUGGUGUGGCUCCUUACAAUCCUAUUCUUGGAGAGACUCAUCAUGUCUCGCGGGGCACUCUCAAUGUCCUACUUGAACAGGUGUCGCAUCAUCCCCCAGUGACUGCACUACAUGCUACCGAUGAGAAAGAAAACAUCGAAAUGAUAUGGUGUCAUUCGCCCAUUCCCAAGUUCUACGGGACUCAUAUUGAAACAGAGGUGCAUGGAAAAAGACAGUUGAAUCUCCUUGAUAAGAAUGAAACUUAUGUAAUGAACUCGCCAAAGCUUGUGAUCAGAUUUUUACCGGUUCCUGGGGUUGAAUGGUUGGGCAAUGUCACAAUCCAAUGUAAAGAAACUGGUCUUGAAGCAGAGAUAUGUUACGAAGGCAACUCAUUUUUCCCCCGUCGAUCAAUGCACAGGUCAAUUAAAGGAAAGAUCUUUCUAUCGUCAUCAUCACAGACCCUUUACAAGAUUAAUGGCCACUGGGACAGUACCGUGACCAUCAAAGACGUUUCUAGUGAAAGAGUCACGAUCAUCUACAAUGCAAAGGAAGCGAUUUCAGGACUGAAGACUCCUAUUGUCAAAGACCAAAAGGGUAUUCUUCCCAGUGAAUCAACUGUGAUAUGGGCUGAGGUGAGCCAAGCUAUUCUACAAAAGUGCUGGGAGAAAGCCAAGGAAGCUAAGAGCGUGGUCGAGGAGAAGCAGAGAGAGCUUGCAAAAGAAAGAAAGCUAAAAGAUGAAAAUUGGGUUCCCAAGCAUUUCACAGUAUCUCACAGCAAGGAAAGUGGAUGGGAAUGCUUACCGAAUCACAAGUUGGUUCCCCCGACUCCAAUUGUCGUUACUCCCUGAUCAUCUCAAAAUACUGUAAAGUUUGCACAUGUAUCUUGAAGCCUUACAAUAGCUAGGGACCCACUCAUCGUUGUUCAAAAGGGUCGUCAAUUUAGUAUUUGAACAAAACUAUCGAGAAAGUUGGGAGUCGUAAUAGUUCUGAGGAUCCCAAAUUUGGUGCAAAGCAGUUCAAAGACAGAACGCGAUGAUUCUAUUCAAUCAGCACUGUUAAGAAUAGAAGGAUGAAUUUCUUGAUUGAGAAGUUGAUGAUCA
Olea europaea var. sylvestris is the source of this 1615-nucleotide messenger RNA. Its product is annotated as oxysterol-binding protein-related protein 4B-like. The record is from RefSeq and is a predicted model, not a curated record. Gene Ontology annotation, cellular component: intracellular membrane-bounded organelle; membrane; cytosol. NCBI's taxonomy places the organism in Eukaryota, Viridiplantae, Streptophyta, Magnoliopsida, Lamiales, Oleaceae. Gene Ontology annotation, molecular function: sterol binding. The coding region runs from base 230 to 1363 and encodes 377 amino acids. The transcript has 7 exons.